AAUGGGAGGAGAUCAUCAUGAAGAUCAUGAUUCAGCUUUAUCACAUGAAAUAAAAGCUGAAUAAAUUAAGAGAUUAUAACCUUUCUAUUAAUAAAGAUUACCAUAUAUUUUAAGACCAUUUGCAUCAUUGAUUUAUCAUAAUAUUCCAACUAUCAAUACAGAUAAUUAUGAACAUAAAUCAAUAGAAAAUUAUUGUAAAUAUAUAUGAUAUUAUUUAUAUAGCUGAGUCCCAGAUUAUUAAUAGAACUGUAUUUGCCUUAUAAAAAUUACAGCUUUUGAAUCCUAAUUUCUUUACACCAUAAGAGUAUUAAAUAAUCUAUAAUUAUUAGAAAUCGUAUAUUGUCUCCAUUACCCUCAGGAAUAGUGUCAUAUACACUUCAAUUCACUUGUUCAGCAAUGAAUGCUAUAUAUGGAUUGUAUUUAUAUAAGACAUGGAGUUUCAAUGCUAAAUCAAUUGGACUUUGGGCAGUAUUUUUAGCUACUUAAUAAGUAUGCCUAUAAUAUCCAAACUUUUUAUGCGAAGUAUAGAUAUAAAUUUAAAUAUAAAGACUCUUAUCUAAUGGCCUAGAAGAAGAAGAUUAGCAAAAUAAUAUCUUGAAAUUUAUGGUCCAAAUUAUUUCCAUUAAAUUAUUGAUCCAAGAUUCAGUGUUCAUAAACUAGAAACAUUAAAAAAUAUAGCAUGAG
Messenger RNA from Paramecium pentaurelia, 684 nucleotides. The record is from the annotation of a GenBank genome assembly. Lineage: Eukaryota; Ciliophora; Oligohymenophorea; Peniculida; Parameciidae.